Messenger RNA from Tribolium madens (black flour beetle), 1113 nucleotides. RefSeq lists its product as uncharacterized. Lineage: Eukaryota; Metazoa; Arthropoda; Insecta; Coleoptera; Tenebrionidae. The transcript is spliced from 8 exons. The record is from RefSeq and is a predicted model, not a curated record. The coding region runs from base 3 to 1112 and encodes 369 amino acids.
UCAUGCUAAUAAAUAUUUAUUUGACAAGUUUUUUCUCCUUUAUCUAUUUCUUUAGAACGAUUUUAUCUCAUGACGAAAACUGUGCAAGUUUUCAGCAAUGCAUCUUCGUAGCAAUGGGAGAUGAAUUCUACGGAUUAUUUAUUGAAAACGUCGACAGUAAAGAUUUUACUCUGAGACGUUUUGUUGGUGUUUGCGACUUAGAUACUUUGAAAAAAUGGAACCCUUGUCCUUUCGGUAUUAACAAGACUUGCAGUCCAGGAUCCAAUCAAACUUAUUACAAUUUUUGCAACAUUAAUAGCACAGCCUUACAACCUCGAUGUAACUGCAAAUGUACUUUGAAAAGCCACGAAUUGGAGCCAAUCCCCAACUUUCCGACAUGUUUGUUGGGUGAUCGUUACGGCCGAAGCAAACGUUCUCUUGUAUUUCGCCGCAUUGCAAGAAGAACCGCCCCGGUGAUAAAUAACUGCAUUCAGUGCAUGACAAAACAUCCGGAUGUUAGAAUGGUGAGAGUUGGUCCACUGCUGUGGAGACGAGUUAAACGGGGCGAAAUAACGCCAUCAUCGAUUUUGGACCAUUUUAGAACUAUAAAAUACAAGAAAUUAUUUGACUGUCACCAUUCAAUACUCGGACCCUGUGCAUUCAACCGAAAAUAUCGAAGUCCCGUGCCAGUCAGUGCUAAAAAUAGACAGUUUUAUAGACACAAACUACCCAACAGCGAGUUGGCUUUAGAGGAGUCUUCAAAUAAUGCACUGUUUAGAAUUUUUAGACAAAUUUCGAAAAAUAAGCUAGUCAGAAAGCGUAAAAGUGCUUCCCAAGGACAUGAUGAUGAGGAAAUUGAAGACGACGACGAUGAAAAUGAUGACGAUAACAUAGGUGAGGACAUUGCAAUAGAAGAGGAUAACGAUGAGGAAAAUAUAGUAUCGACAACUGAAAUUCCUGAAAAAGACGAAAUAAAGCAGCAACUACAUGAAAAUAAAAAUUACAAUUUUACUAACAGUGAGGAGGAUAUCAAGAUAUCUAAAAAUACUUCUGAUUCAAGUGGAACUACUAUAAAAUCAACACAAAUCGUAUUAGUGUUCACAUGCGGUGUGAAUAUUGUAAAUUUGUUUUAAA